Molecule: messenger RNA, 2776 nt
Organism: Balaenoptera musculus (blue whale)
Lineage: Eukaryota; Metazoa; Chordata; Mammalia; Artiodactyla; Balaenopteridae
Gene: ASB7
Product: ankyrin repeat and SOCS box containing 7
Exons: 6
Coding region: 747-1703 (318 amino acids)
Biological process (GO): intracellular signal transduction
Molecular function (GO): protein binding
Source: RefSeq, a predicted model, not a curated record
UGAAGGCUUGGUCCCAUCCCAGUGACCCCAAAGUGCUGGAGGGAGGGGGCGGGGGUGGCUCAGUGCAAAGUGCAUCCCGAAAGCCCCCUGCCUGGAGUCCCCGCGGCUGGCACUUUGGACCCUGAAUGACCUGGGACCUCGCUGCCCCGAGACCUCCCGUGUCCCCUCGUAGCUGGGAGCCUCCGGCCCGGAGCGCGGCAGCCCCCUGCUCCGAGCCCUCAGACGGGGACUGCCCCCCCACACGAGCCGGGACUUCCUCCCUGCACUCCUGCCCCGAGGCUGCCCGGCGGCUAGGACCGCCGCCUCCAGUCUGCUCGGCAGUCUGGAUGCUCGCCGGGCUGGGGCCGUGAGGCAUCGAGGAGGAUCAAGAACACCCGUGUCCGGCCCUGCCUGGGCUGUUUCUUCAAUGGAGAAGUUGGUGAGUGUGGAGGAGGCUGAAAGAAAGAAGAGAAGCAGCAGCUGAGGAGACAGGUUUGAGCUGGCUGGCUAGGGGAGGCGAGAGAGCAGGAACGGGGCUGCCCACCCACCAGAGAAGCAGCAGAGAGCCUCUGACCAGCAUCCUCCAUAAAGGUUAAGAAAGAGCUCAUUGACACCGGAAUCUGGACACACUCUGAGCCCCCUACUCACGAUGCUGUAUGUGCACAAUGGUUAUUAGGCAAUCCACGUAUCAGGAAAAGGGGCAUUCUUCCCGUAAGGCUGAUCCCUGUGACCUAAUGAAUCCUUUGUAAAAAGUGGACUCAGCUAGGAUGUUACACCACCAUUGUCGAAGGAACCCUGAACUCCAGGAAGAGUUGCAGAUUCAAGCUGCAGUGGCUGCCGGGGAUGUUCACACGGUACGAAAGAUGUUAGAACAAGGCUAUUCUCCAAAUGGCCGGGAUGCUAAUGGCUGGACCCUGCUUCAUUUCUCUGCAGCAAGAGGAAAGGAAAGAUGUGUUCGAGUAUUUCUAGAACAUGGAGCUGAUCCCACAGUUAAGGACUUAAUCGGAGGCUUCACUGCACUUCAUUACGCAGCCAUGCAUGGCCGGGCCCGGAUUGCACGCCUGAUGUUAGAAUCUGAAUACAGGAGCGACAUUAUUAAUGCAAAAAGCAAUGAUGGCUGGACUCCCCUUCAUGUGGCUGCUCACUAUGGUAGGGACUCAUUUGUCCGACUCCUACUGGAGUUCAAGGCUGAGGUCGACCCGCUCAGUGAUAAAGGUACAACACCGCUUCAGCUCGCCAUUAUCCGAGAGAGGUCAAGCUGUGUGAAAAUCCUCCUGGACCACAAUGCCAACAUCGACAUUCAGAACGGUUUCCUGUUGCGAUACGCUGUGAUCAAAAGCAAUCACUCUUACUGCCGAAUGUUCCUUCAGAGAGGAGCAGACACAAACUUGGGUCGCUUAGAAGAUGGACAGACUCCUUUACAUUUGUCUGCCCUUAGGGAUGAUGUGCUUUGUGCACGGAUGUUAUAUAAUUAUGGAGCGGACACAAACACAAGGAACUAUGAAGGACAGACCCCACUGGCUGUUUCAAUAAGCAUUUCUGGAAGUAGUCGACCAUGUUUGGAUUUCUUACAAGAAGUCACAAGACAGCCCAGAAACUUGCAGGACCUGUGCCGAAUUAAAAUUCGACAAUGUAUAGGCCUUCAAAACCUAAAGCUACUUGAUGAACUACCAAUUGCCAAGGUCAUGAAAGACUACUUAAAACACAAAUUUGAUGAUAUCUGAUAUACACAGAACUGUGAGCAAGAUUAGGAGUUAUAUUCCAGAUACUUAAAAGGCUUUUUGCCUUGCACAAAGUAUAUCCUAUGCAAUUUCUGAUUUGCUGUGAAAUCAGAAAGCAGGUAUACACUUUUAGGUUUUUUUGUUUGUUUGUUUGGUUUUCAUUGUAGGGGAGGGAUGUUUUUAUAUAUAUAAACACACACACACACACACACCCCACAUGCUUGAAGGUCUUAAUUUGGUUUCUUGGUCCAAGUUUACGAGGUUCAAGCUUUCUAUACAAUAUUGCAUUUAAAACAAUUGUUUUUCCAAAAUGACACAAGCAGGUUAGGAGUGGAGAAUUUACCCUUUUCAAAUUUAUGGUUUCAUUGACGUGCACAAUAUUAUAAACCAGCAGAGCACUUGUUACAGUUUGGAGGCACAGUUUUACCCGGGACAUCCUGGGUUCUACUGGAAAACGCCCUAAGAAAAUUUUAAAGUAACGCUGUCACCUCAGUCAUGUUUAAUGAGUACAAAUUGCCUGUUUCAAACUGUUCUUUUCCUAAUUAAUGUAGCUUUGGAUGACAUAAAUCCAUUACCUCUGCUUUCCUGUUGGUGUGCUCUUGUUUUUAACUUAUUUUUUUAACAACUGUAGUACACUACCCAGAGACGUUGCGUCUCAACUUCUGUCUCUAGUUGAAUUGUGCUUUUAAAAAAACUAAUGGGAAAGAAAAUAACUUUAUAAAGCCCAUGUAUUCUGUUUUUAAAACAGUGCCUCCAGUGCAGUACUCUUUCUGGUGUAUUUUAUCCAUUAUUUCACUUGAUGUUCCUCAUUCCACAGCUGGCUUUGACAUGCGUGUGAGAACAGGAACCACCACUAAUUUUAAUUGCAGAACCAUAGUAUGUCAGUUGCAAUUUCCAUUUUAAGCUUUGUCUUUUACUUCACUUUAAGCAGAAAAUUUCAUGUCCUGGUGGUAGAGUAUUCCCUAAAAAUAGCCCAAAAUAUUGUUAAACCAUUUGGCUUUAAUGGUUAAAUAAUUUGGGGUGGUUUCAUGGUGUUUUUUUCUUCCCAGUUGAAAUAAAAUUUCUAAAGGGUAAAA